AUGUCGGAGAUUUCGAUCAAAAAAGGCCCCAUCACGCUGGCAGGCCUCCUUUUCAAACCUCCCACCCAGGGCAGCAAGAUUCCUGGAUUGGUGAUUGUCCAUCCCGGCGGUGGCGUCAAGGAGCAGACAGCCAAGACAUAUGCAUCGAGAUUGGCCACAGCUGGCUUCACAACCAUCGCCUACGACGCGUCCUACCAAGGAGCCAGUGGCGGGGAACCGCACUUCCUCGAAGACCCGAACGAGCGUGUGAGCGACGUCUACGCAGUGAUCGACUACCUCCAGAACCUGGACUAUGUGGACCCAGAAAAGAUUGGUGUUUUGGGAAUCUGCGCCGGAGGUGGCUAUGCCGUGGCCGCAGCCAAGGGAGACCACCGACUCAAGGCGGUUGCAACCGUCAGCAUGGUAAACAUCGGAGACUCCGCUCGCAAGGGCUGGGAUGGUGACGAUGACCCUUCGAAACAAGUCGCGGUGCUGGAACAAGCAGCUGCCCAGAUUACUGCUGAAGCAAGGGGCGCCGAGCGCGCUGCCGCACCCUAUGUCCCGCCACAGCCUGACGACAAGACCCCGCGAGACAUGCGGGAGGCCAGUGACUACUAUCUCACUCCUCGGGCGCAGCAUUCCCGUGCCGCGAACAAGAUGCUCUAUCUGAGCUUCCCACGGGUGCUCACGUUUGAUGCUUUCCUUCUGGCUGACGUGUUUCUGACUCAGCCAGUUCUUCUGAUUGCAGGGGACAAGGCUGGAUCCUUGUGGCAUACUGAGCGUUUGGAUAAGUUGAUUGGCGGCGCAAAGAAGAAGGUCAUUGUUCCCAACGGAGCGCAUAUGGACUUUUAUGAUAACGAGGCGUAUGUUGAACCCGCUGUAAGGGAGGUUGCCGACUUCAUGAUGCAGUAUCUGGCUUAG
Messenger RNA from Aspergillus pseudoviridinutans, 900 nucleotides. Its product is annotated as alpha/beta hydrolase. Bases 1 to 900 code for a protein of 299 amino acids. Lineage: Eukaryota; Fungi; Ascomycota; Eurotiomycetes; Eurotiales; Aspergillaceae. The record is from RefSeq and is a predicted model, not a curated record. The transcript has a single exon. Gene Ontology annotation, molecular function: hydrolase activity.